This is a messenger RNA of Daktulosphaira vitifoliae (grape phylloxera), 1900 nucleotides long. RefSeq names its product glucose dehydrogenase [FAD, quinone]-like. Gene Ontology annotation, molecular function: flavin adenine dinucleotide binding; oxidoreductase activity, acting on CH-OH group of donors. The record is from RefSeq and is a predicted model, not a curated record. Lineage: Eukaryota; Metazoa; Arthropoda; Insecta; Hemiptera; Phylloxeridae. Bases 102 to 1844 code for a protein of 580 amino acids. The transcript is spliced from 3 exons.
AGGGGAGAAUGACCUAAAUAUAAAGUAUUCUGUCAAAAUAUUACUUCUAAUAGCAAUCAGUUUUUCAUGGUCAAGAACAUUAACUACGCAGUUUGUUCAUCAUGAAAAUGAAUAUAAUAGUUACCUUAUUAAUUUCACUAAUAUUACAAGUUGAAUCAAUUUUUACUACAGUACUUGAUUCUUUUUAUGGACAACAUCUUCAACAAGGAAUACCAUUCAGAGAAAAUACAUAUUUAGGAAAUAAACCUAUAUUGAAGGAAUAUGAUUUUAUUGUAGUUGGUGCAGGUCCAGGAGGCUGUGUUAUUGCAAAUCGUUUAUCAGAAAAUAAUAAUUUUUCAGUAUUAUUAUUAGAAGCUGGACAAGAUGAAUCAGUAUACACAGAUAUGCCUGCAGCUGCAAAAUACUUCCAAUCUACUGAUUAUAACUGGGGUUAUACUUCUGAACCAACAAAGAAUGGUUGUUUAGGAAGAAGUAAUAAAAGAUGUCCCUGGCCCAAAGGAAAAGGUCUAGGAGGCUCUUCAAUUAUAAACAAUAUGAUCUACACUAGAGGAAGCAAAGAUGACUAUGACCAUUUUGCAGCACUGGGCAAUAGUGGAUGGUCUUUCGAAGAAAUAAUGCCUUAUUUUUUAAAAUUGGAAAAUUAUACUAUAUCAGAAUAUCAAGACUCAAAUUUACAUUCAACUAAAGGAAAUUUACACAUAGAAAGAAUUCAAUAUGAAACACCAUUGAUAGAAAAAUUUAUUGAAGCAGGAGGUGAAUUAGGUUUAAGAAAAAAUAUAGACUAUACAGUUGAACUAGUAAAUGGAGUUUCUCGUGUACAAGCAACUACAAAGGAAGGACACAGAAUGAGUUCAGCUAAAGCAUAUAUUAAACCAGUGAAAGAUCGUCGAAAUUUACAUGUUGCAAUUUUCAGUAGAGUAACAAAAUUAUUAAUAGAUUCUGGAAUGCAAAAAGCUAUAGGUGUGGAAUUUGUGAAAAAAGGGAAAACAAGAAUUGCAUCUGCUAAAAAAGAAGUUAUAUUGUCUGCUGGCCCAAUAAAUUCGCCCCAACUACUCAUGCUAUCAGGAAUUGGACCAAAAGAACAAUUAAAAAAACAUAAAAUACCAUUAAUUAAAGAUUUACCAGUAGGUCAAAAAUUAGAAGAUCAUUAUGGAACAACUGGUUUAAGAUUCAAAAUUAAUCAAACAAAUAUUUCCAUUGAUGAACAAUCUUUAUCAGAUUUACUGGUCUUUGAUGAUUGGUAUACUUAUGGUAAAGGGCCUCUAACUAUACCAGGAGGAAUAGAAGGUUUGGGUUAUAUAAAAACCCCUUCAGGAAAAUAUGUAGAACUUAUACUUUCAUCUCUAUCAGAAACUUCUGACACAUUUACAAUAAUGCCAGUACUAUUACAACCAGAUGCAAGAGGACAAGUGACCUUAGAAAAUAAAAAUCCUUGGCACAAGCCAAUAUUAAACUAUGAUUUUUAUGAAAAUAAGACUGAUUUAAAUGAUUCUGUAUAUGCCUUAAAAUUUUCUGUCAAAUUAGUAGAAGAGACCAAUGCUUUCAAAAUCUUAGGAGCUAAAAUGGUACAAAUUCCUAUACCCGAGUGUGACACAUUUCGCUUUAAAUCAGAUAGCUACUGGGAAUGUUUAGCAAAGUAUACAACAUCCAGUUUUCAUAAUCAAUGUGGAACAUGUAAAAUGGGAGAUGUUGUCAAUAAUAAUUUGCAAGUAAUUGGAAUAAAUGGACUCAGAGUGGUUGACUCAUCAAUAAUACCAGUUAUCCCUAAAGCUCAUCUAUAUGCACCAACUCUUAUGAUAGCUGAAAAAGCAGCAGAUUUAAUAAAAAAUAAUUGGUCUAUAUAGAAGAGAUAAAAAAUAGUUGAUAACUACUAUUUAAUAAAAGAUAUAUUUUUACUUAA